GUGACUUUUGAUGAUGUGCAUGUGAACUUCACUGAGGAAGAGUGCAAUUUGCUGGAUCCUUCCCAGAAGAAUCUCUACAAAGAUGUGAUGUUGGAAACCUACCUGAAUCUCAAUGCUAUAGGGAAUAUCCCUAAACUGAAAGUAUCCAGUCAUCUCCAAACACAUAAAAUGACACAUACAGGAGAGAAACCUUAUGAAUGCGAUCAAUGUGGUAAAGCCUCUGCACAGCGCAGUAAUUUUCAAUAUCAUAAAAGAACACAUACUGGAGAGAAACCUCAUGAAUGUAAUCAAUGUGGAAAAGUCUUUGCAGAUCACAGUCAUCUCCAAAGACAUAAAAGAACACACACGGGAGAGAAACCUUAUGAGUGCAAUCAAUGUGGUAAAGCCUUUGCACAGCACAGGUAUCUCCAAAUUCAUAAAAGAACACAUACUGGAGAGAAACCUUAUGAAUGUAAUCAAUGUGGUAAAGCCUUUGCACAGCACAGUAAUCUCCAAAUUCAUAAAAGAACACAUACUGGAGAGAAAUGUUAUGAAUGUAAUCAAUGUGGUAAAGCCUUUGCACAGCGCAGUAAUCUCCAAUAUCAUAAAAGAACACAUACUGGAGAGAAACCUUAUGAAUGUAAACUAUGUGGUAAAGCCUUUACAAGACCCAGUUAUCUCCAAUGCAGUAAUCUCCAGUAUCAUAAAAGAACACAUACUGGAGAGAAACCAUAUCAAUGUAAUCAAUGUGGUAAAGCCUUUGGAAGACCCAGUCAACUCCAAAGACAUAAAAGGACACAUACAGGAGAGAAACCUUAUGAAUGUAAUCAAUGUGGUAAAGCCUUUGGAAGACCCAGUCAUCUCCAAAGACAUAAAAGGACACAUACAGGAGAGAAACCUUAUGAAUGUAAUCAAUGUGGUAAAGACUUUGCACAGCACAGUACUCUCCAAUAUCAUAAAAGAACACAUACUGGAGAGAAACCUUAUGAAUGUAAUCAAUGUGGUAAAGCCUUUAGACAUCACGGUAAUCUCCAAUAUCAUAAAAGAACACAUACUGGAGAGAAACCAUAUGAAUGUAAUCAAUGUGGUAAAGCGUUUGCACAGCGCAUUCAUCUCCAAAAUCAUAAAAGAACACAUACUGGAGAGAAACCUUAUGAAUGUAAUCAAUGUGGUAAAGCCUUUGCACAGAACAGGUAUCUCCAAAUACAUAAAAGAACACACACUGGAGAGAAACCUUAUGAAUGUAAUGAAUGUGGUAAAGCCUUUACAAGACCCCGUCAUCUCCAGUAUCAUAAAAGAACACACAACGGACAGAAAACUUACUAA
This is a messenger RNA of Apodemus sylvaticus (European woodmouse), 1305 nucleotides long. Its product is annotated as zinc finger protein 431-like. Gene Ontology annotation, molecular function: DNA-binding transcription factor activity; RNA polymerase II cis-regulatory region sequence-specific DNA binding. The transcript has 4 exons. Lineage: Eukaryota; Metazoa; Chordata; Mammalia; Rodentia; Muridae. The annotation marks the transcript as partial. Gene Ontology annotation, biological process: regulation of transcription by RNA polymerase II. The record is from RefSeq and is a predicted model, not a curated record.